UGACAGAAACAAUAUGGCGUCAUCCGGUGAUAAUGCCAGAGUAAAGGGUGUCACAGUCAUAAAACCUGUAAUAUUUGGAAAUGUGUCUCAUUACUUUGGAAAGAAACGUGAAAGCGACGGCCACACUCAUGGUUGGACAGUUUUUCUUCGCCCUUUCAAAAACGAGGACAUGUCCAGCUAUGUAAAGAAAGUCCACUUCAAACUUCAUGAAAGUUAUGCUAAUCCCUUAAGAGUGGUAACAAAGCCUCCAUAUGAAGUGAAUGAGUCGGGUUGGGGAGAAUUUGAAAUACAGAUCAAAAUAUUUUUUAUGGACCAAAGUGAAAGACCGGUUACAUUUUAUCACCUUUUGAAGCUUUUCCAAACAGAAUCUGCACUUGCCUCUGGAAAAAAACAGCUGGUUUCUGAAUUCUAUGAUGAAGUUAUUUUUCAGGACCCCACCCAGAUGAUGCAUCAAUGUUUACUCAGUGCAAGACAGUUGCAACCCAUAAAACAUGAGUCUGACUGGGCUGAAAUCGAGCAAAGAACUACAGCUUCUAUAGGUGCUGCUCGUCAAAAGAUUGGCAAAGAAAUCAGUGAGUUGAAUGAAAAAUUGAAAGUGUGCAAAGAUGCUAUCCAACAAAUGAAAGCUGAAAUAGCAAAGCUUGAACAACAAGAAAUUGAGGGACCAGAACAGAGUAUAGCACCAACUGUUGUACAAUGAGAGAAUCAAGACUAGUGCUCUCUUCAGCAAGCUCUUAAGCAUUGGUUUUUGCAAAUAAUCAGGGUGUUUGUGAAAGUUUAGUGUCACAGAUUCAUAGGUACUUCUUGUUUUGGUUACAAUAGCCUACUUGAGAGGGGCUUUGCCCAUCAUAUAGUACGUGGUAAAGAUCUGUUGACGUCAGAAGUGGAUAUGUAAAUAGUGAAAACUGUAAUGAAGAACUUUUAAGUUCUGAGGUGCAAUGUACACCCCAAUGCAUGUUUUGCUAUUAUGAUGUAAAUAAUAUAUUGACUGGAAAU
This is a messenger RNA of Pocillopora verrucosa, 996 nucleotides long. Its product is annotated as YEATS domain-containing protein 4-like. NCBI's taxonomy places the organism in Eukaryota, Metazoa, Cnidaria, Anthozoa, Scleractinia, Pocilloporidae. The record is from RefSeq and is a predicted model, not a curated record. Gene Ontology annotation, biological process: regulation of DNA-templated transcription.